UUUAAAACAUCAAAAUGUUUUUAUCUUCCCUCAUCGAGGAAAUUGUAACGCAAAUCAAAUUUUUGGUUUCAAAAGCUGUUUUAAAUUAUAUAGGGUGUCAGUUAGCAAACGUGAUACUUGUAAAUUUAAGAAACAUUAACGUUAUAAACUGAGCUUGGUGCAAAAAAGAAGCAUAGGCACCUAUGUUGUUGAUCGAGCAUACUGACGGACAUACUGCUUUCCAUUAGUACUCACUAUUAUUGGUAUUAAAAUUGCUUCAAAAUACAAUAUUGUUGUACGGAUAACAGAAUAGAAAAUGGAUUUUAACACUACUACGAAUGUUGAAUACCAGUGGCCAUUUCAAAAGCCCGUUGUCGGGAAACCAUGCGAACCGCCAAGUCCGGAUGCAGCGCCAACGGUUCGCCCAGCACCAGUGGCACCGUACUGCCACUGUGACGCACACUCCUAUGCCCCUCGUAUAGAACAGUACAAGCAAUUACUCGACAAGGAACAGAAAUUAUGUCAGGAUUAUGAUCAACUAAGAAGACAGAUGGUUGAUGUUACGAAUGACAUUCUGGACCAUCCCUGCAAUGACCUUGACACCAAAAUGGUAACAAUGUACCAAGCUACUUAUAAAAAACGAUCGUUUCCGACAUCGGACUACCGUGCAAUAAUAGCGGCGUCUCAGUCAACAGCUCCUAUACCUAUGGAGAGCCAUCGGUUAGGGAUGUUACGGUGUUACAAAGACCCAACUCACUUCACGGAAAAACCGCCCACAGUCCGACCCACCAUCAACCCCCCUGGGACUGUACAUACUGGUGUCGCUCCUAAGGCCAUACAAACUUGGUUCACGGACUUCCCUGGAAGAACUGAAUACAUGGAUACCUAUAGCGCCUCAGCUAAAGCUUGCUGGAGAUCGAUGCAGAGGUUCAAGGAACCGAUGCCUUCUACCAGGCGGAGAGCAGAUGAUAAUUGCGUCUAAUCCAGAGGGGAAAAAGAGGAGAAUAUUCUGUCUUAUACUCUUGGUUUAUAUUGGUCAUAAAUUUUCAAUACA
Molecule: messenger RNA, 1033 nt
Organism: Pararge aegeria (speckled wood butterfly)
Lineage: Eukaryota; Metazoa; Arthropoda; Insecta; Lepidoptera; Nymphalidae
Exons: 5
Coding region: 296-961 (221 amino acids)
Source: RefSeq, a predicted model, not a curated record